Messenger RNA from Sander lucioperca (pikeperch), 7937 nucleotides. RefSeq lists its product as uncharacterized. NCBI's taxonomy places the organism in Eukaryota, Metazoa, Chordata, Actinopteri, Perciformes, Percidae. Gene Ontology annotation, biological process: protein demethylation; regulation of transcription by RNA polymerase II. The coding region runs from base 780 to 3476 and encodes 898 amino acids. The record is from RefSeq and is a predicted model, not a curated record. Gene Ontology annotation, molecular function: DNA binding; protein binding; transcription coregulator activity. The transcript has 11 exons.
AAUCAAUGCGCGUGUCACUCACAACAACACUGAAAGAACCACGCGCACCACCGCAGCCAGCGCGCGCCACACACACACACACACACACACACACACACACACACACACACACACACACACACACACACACACACACACACAAUAGACACAGAGAGAACAAUAGCCGCGCGCUGCUCUUUAUUCCCAAUAUGUGGUUCAUUUUAAUGCGGUGAUCUGCGGGUCUAGUUGCCGCGGAGGGUUACAGCCGUGGGUUGAUGUUUUAAAACACUGCGCUUCAGUUUAAAAUGAGCCAUUUUAGGUGUUUUGAAGGCGAAGCACCCCGGGAAGAAGAGAGGAAGACCACGUUGUAACGUGCGGAGAGAGGGAGAGAGAGGUGGACUCACACAGAGAGAGAGAGAGAGAGAGAGAGAGAGAGAGAGAGAGAGAGAGAGAGAGAGAGAGAGAAAAAGGGGGAGUGAAUGGGCACGACUCAGUCAGCAGCACUGCGCCCUUCACUUUAUCGAUAUUAUCGAUCAGUUUGGAGACAUUUAGACCCACAGCGGGUCCGUUACAGGCAUAUGCUAGCCCGGGAGCUAGCAAGAGCACCGGAGGCUACUGCGAUGGAACGCGUGUGAAGAAGCCCGGGAGCAACGGCAGCCUGGCGGACAGAGAAACAAGGAAGCGGACGGUUAGCUGCGCUACACCACCGAAGCUAACGUUGGCUAACAGUUGGCUAAUAUUAUUUCUAAUGAGCGACCAAGGAGUAUGCGACCUGAUACGAAGAGCUGACUUGUUCGGGGAUGUCGGGCAGUAAGGCGCUGGGCGGUGGGGCUGGCGGGGGGGCGCGGCGCAGGCGGACGCGGUGCCGGCGCUGCCAGGCCUGCAAGAGGACCGAGUGUGGAGAGUGUCACUUCUGCAAAGACAUGAAGAAGUUCGGAGGGCCCGGCCGCAUGAAGCAGUCCUGUCUGCUGAGGCAGUGCACGGCGCCGGUGCUGCCUCACACGGCGGUGUGCUUUGCGUGCGGCGAGGCGGGGAAGGAGGACACGGUGGACUCUGAGGAGGAGAAGUUCAGCCUCUCUCUGAUGGAGUGCACCAUCUGCAACGAGAUCAUCCACCCCAGCUGUCUCAAGAUGGGUAAAGCUGAAGGAAUCAUCAACGAUGAGAUCCCAAACUGCUGGGAGUGUCCCAAGUGCCACAAGGAGGGCAAAACCAGUAAGGACCAGGCCGACGGCUCGGGGAAGCGCCGGCUGGAUAACGGCGAGGUCGGCCGCUGGAAGCUCACAGACGACCCUCCCCCUAAAAAGAAAGCCCCUCCCUCCCUGGAGGAGGGGGGGAGGACGACGACGGAGGGGGGGCACAAGAGGAAGAAGGAGAAGGAGCUGCCGCAGGACAGCGGGCCCAAGAAGAAGAUGAAGGGCGCCCACGAAAAACGCCUCAAAAAGAAACCCAAACCGGAGGCGGAGUCCAAUGGUCCCAUCUCGUCAGCUGGAGGCGGAGCAGCAGGACUGCAGGGCUCCUCCUCUUCCUCCUCUUCUCAACCCAGCGGGGGAGGAGGAGGAGGAGGGGGGGGGGCUGUGGGGGGGACGUCGAGCGCAGACCAGCGCUCGCAUCACCGAGAGAAACUAGAGCGCUUCAAGAGGAUGUGUCUGCUGGAGCGCCGGCCCGAGUCGUCGUCGUCUUCUUCCUCCAGCUCCGAGUCUGACUCCGAGUCCGACUCCGACGACUCCCUGAGGGGGGAGCAGGCGGGAGGCGGCUCUUCGCCUUCGUCCUCCUCCCCUGCGCCGCCUCCUCCCGUCGCCUACGGCAACAGCAGUGGGGGGCGGGCCGAACGGGAAAGGAGCCGCAGCGAGCGGGAGAGAGAGAGGGAGCGGGAGCGGCGUCUGGCCGAGCUGGGCUUCAGCGCCAGCGAGGAGUCGGAGGGGGAGGCGGGAGGGAGGGGGGAGGAGGAGGUCCGGGAGGAGGAGCAGGGAGGGGGGGAGAAGGCUCGGCGGAGAGAGGCGGGGCUACCGCCGCGAGGGCGGAAAGCCCCGCCGGACGGAGAGGACGAGGACGCACCCGCCUCCGACAGGACCAGGAAGAACUCCGCCUCCCUCCCCCCACCCUCCCCGCUCUCCUCCAAUCAGAUGCCUCCGUCCUCGCAGCACGACGGCGGCUUCCCGGGGAAGCAGCGCAGCAACGGGCAGGAGGCGCGCAACGGGCGGACACGAGGAGGCGCGGGAGGGGGGAGGGAAGGCGGGGAGAAGGAGAACGCCAGCGGAGUUCUGAGCAAUCACAGACACAGCGGCGGGAACAAAGGCAGUGGUAGCCGCGGCAACAAGAUCCGCAGCAACAGUAAGGCAUCCAGGAACAGCGCUGCACCGCCUUCCGCCUCCCUCCCCACCUCCAACGGGGGAGUAGGCGGCCUCACGAUGUCAGCCAUGGCGGCGUCGCCCUGCUCGCAGCCGUCCCGGCUCACCCCGCGCUCUCAGAUGAUGAAGCGCAGCCCGCCGGCCGUGCCUUCGCCACCCCGCCCCGUUCAGAUGGAGCGCCACCUGGUGCGGCCACCGCCCGCCUGCCCCGAGCCCAGCUGCCUGCCGUUGGACUCUGGCUCAGCCCACAUCAUGACCCGCGACGUCUGGCUGCGAGUCUUCACGCACCUGAGCCAAAGAGAGCUGUGCGUCUGCAUGAGGGUGUGUCGCACCUGGAGCCGCUGGUGUUGUGACAAACGUCUGUGGACGCAGAUCGAUCUGAGCCGGCAGCGCUCCAUCACCCCCCCCAUGCUGAGUGGGAUCAUCCGCCGUCAGCCCGUCUCCCUCAACCUCGGCUACACCAACAUCUCCAAGAAACAGCUGAUGUGGCUCAUCAACCGCUUACAAGGUCUGCUGGAACUGAAUGUGUCUGGCUGUGCCUGGCCGGCGGUCUCGGCUCUGUGUCAGGCCGUCUGUCCCUGUCUGAAGCUGCUGGACCUCAGCAGAGUGGAGGACCUCAAAGACUCUCACCUGAGGGACCUGCUGGCCCCCCCACCAGACACCCGGACAGCUCACGGUGAAACCAGAGUGGGGCGUUUCCAGAACGUGACAGAGCUGCGAUUGGCCGGCCUGGACCUGACGGACGCGUCAUCCCGCCUGCUGGUGCGCUACGUCCCUCACCUGAGUCGCUUAGACCUGAGCCAGUGUGGGAACAUCAGUGACCAGACGGUGCUCACCCUCUCCUCCCCCGUCUCCCCCCUGAGAGAGAGCCUCACACACAUCAACCUGGCAGGUUGUGCUAAGGUGACGGAGCAGUGUGUCUCGUUGCUGCGUCGCUGCUCCUCUCUUCAGACGGUGGACCUGCGCUGCUGCUCCCUGUUGUCCUCGGAGAUGGGACAGCUGCUGUCCUUCCCCCCCCACUCCUCCUCCUCAUCCUCGUCCACCUCCUCCUCGUCCUCUUCCUCGUCUGCCGCCGCCGCCACGCUCGCUGCUGCUGCCUCCUCCUCCUCCUCCUGUCCUGAAGACAGAACGCUGCUAAAGAACAGCUAAAACCCUCCUCAAUGUUUCUGGGCUUCGUGAUUGGUCCAGGCGGCUCCAAGCCCCGCCCCCCAGCCUCCUUACACUACAGACAGAAGAGGAGGAGGAGCCUGAACAUUUCUCCUCUCGUACAGAGAAGAUGAGGAGGAGGAGGAGGAGGAAAAACAUUUUGGGAAAGUUGUGGGUAAUAGUGAAAAAAUAGAAACCCUGAGCAUGUACAUAUUUGUUCUCUGUACAAUUUUGGGUGUGUGUAUAUAUCUGUAGUUUACUGUAAAUGACCCCAAACCCCUUUCACUCCUUCUUCUUCUUCCCCCCCGUCCGUCCUCCUAAGCUACGACCAAUCAUCACGCCCCGCGUCCAUCUGCAGGAAAACUCUAGUGCUGCAACUACCGAAAAUGUGUGGAUUAUGUUCUGAUGAAUGGAUGAGUGGUUCUGUCUCUAGAAUGUGGAUCAGUGCUUCCUAAAGCCCAACACACUCACACUCACACACACACACACACACACUCUCACACACACACACACACACUCACACAGACUUAAUUUAUAGAAUAAAAGUCGGAAUAUUUCAAGGUAAAAGUAUGAACAAAUUUAGAAAAAAGUUGGAAUGUUUUUACCACGGUAUCCAAGUCCCACCCACACAGCGGCCCGACCAAUCAGGAGUCAAUCCCUGCUGUCAGUCAUGAGGUUUCAGCCCAGUUUUUAACGGCAUCAAAGAACUAAUACAACCCAAACUGACAUUACAACCACCUAACGUCCAUGGGACGGGUGAUUGGAUUAUUUAGUUUGGUAGGCGGGGCUUAUGCGCUAUACUGCCACCCUGCCGCCAGGGGGCGGUCCAGAUGUUUUGGCUUCACUUACCCCCCCCUAACCCAGUUACCCAUAACACCCCUCUGUAGAUCCACAGAGACAGACACUGAGUUUAUUCACACUGAACGUAAACCCUAACCACUGACCGUUCCAGUUUGGCACUUUUGCCUGAAACGAUUGAUGGAUGAUGGAAAUAUCUGCCGAUUAAUUUUCUGUCGCUGGAAUAACCCGUCAGUUUGGACGUGAGCAGCCUUCAGAGCGUGACAGUGUUUUCCUGAAGAUAAAUAUAAAUAAUAAAGUUUAGCCAAGUUUAUAGAGAACAAAAAGUAUUGAAAGAGAGAAUCAUCAGACCAGAGUCCAGCCAGAAAAACACCGAUUCUGUUGAGACAAGGCUGCAGUCAGAGACCACUCGUGUGUGUGUGUGUGUGUGUGUGUGUGUGUGUGUGUGUGUGUGUGUGUGUGUGUGUGUGUGUGUGUGUGUGUGUGUGUGUGUGUGUGUGUGUGUGUGUGUGUGUGUGUGUGUGUGUGUGUGUGUGUGUGUGUGUAUAGGUGUGUGUGUGUGUGUGUAUAGGUGUGUGUUUGCGUGUCUCUGAGUGUGUGUCAGACCGACAGCACAGGGUGUAUUUCGAAUCUGAGCCUCAGUGUCUUCAACGUUCGCCUCAUUCAUUCAUCUUCCCCUCUGUCUUUUAAUAUCAGCAUCAUCAUCAUCAUCAUCAUCUAAAUCAUCUUCUCCCUCCUGUCAGUGUUCUUCACCUCUGAUCAGAGUAUUUUGGGAACUUAUUGAUUGUGUUUUCUCAGGAGUAUAAUUUAUUUUCAGUCCAAACACACAUUCCUCCUCCACAACUUUUAAGUUUUGUGACUAUUUUUAUACGCAGUGGUUCAUUGUUAUGUGUUUUUUUGUUUUCUACAUGAUGAACAUUUCUUCUGUGUUUGUUCACAUUGAUGAAUUUGAAUCUGAAAUCUGUGUUUUUGCUACGGGAGCCCAUUUCUGCCACAUUAGAAGAAGUUAGGAAUAGAUUAAAAGUUCUAAAUACUCUCGGCAUCAGGAUUAUUAACACAGAGUCUGUGAACGCAGAGUUUUCUGCAGAUUUUAAACAAAUUUAACAGAUGAAAAUCAAACUAAAAACGUUAACACGUGUCCACCAAAAACAAUUAAUUUGGCAGGUUUUCAUUCUGGAUGUGGACACACACAGACAGACAGACACACAAUCUUGAUUUGUGUCUUAUUGUCUUGGUUUGAUUUUAUAAUCUCGAUAAAUUGGUACUAUCCCAUAAUAUGGAUUUAUCUCAGGAUUUUGAAACACUAGACAGUAAAUCCAAAUUAAGAUUGUGUUGUAAUCUUUAGCAUCAACAUCCUAAUUUAAGUCUCCAGAUCUUGACCUUCUAAAUCAACAUCAACAGUUCAGUUUAAUAAUAUAAACGUCUCCUAACCUUCACUGUCUCAUAAUCUGGAUUUAGUGUUUAAUAAUCCUGUUAAAACUUUCAAAUUAUUAUUUUAUACAUAAUCUUGAGUAUUUUUUAGUACAUUUUUAUUCCUACUUUUUUCAUCUGUUUUUGUUUCUUGUCUUCUUUUGGGUCAAAUAUGCUCCCGUAGUUUUCCGACGGGGCCUAAUUUAAAAAAAAAAAAAAGUCAGUUGACCACAAACUGAAUUUCACGUUUAAAGCAAAAAAGUUACAAAUCAAUGUGAGCUGCUGACGAUUGUGUGACGGAGGAGAAGACUCAUAUCUCUCCAGCUGGGACUGUUUUUAUCUCACUGGCUGCACUGAGGGAGGGGGGGGUGGGGAUGUAAUCAAACAGCCAAUCAGCACGGACUACAGCUACAGUGAAAUCAUUACAGCGUAUGUUUUGUCAGGGUAAAGCUACACAGUGUUGUGUUAGCUACGCGGUGUCGUGUUAGCUUCGAGCGUUAGUCCCGGUUACUGCUGUGUUACCUCUGCUGCUUCUGAAGAACAAAGACGUGAAACUGAAUCUUCGAUCCUUUAAAUUAAGUCGAGAGAGCGAGCGGGAAAAGUGCCGUUGUGGCGGACAAGCUAAAGUUGGCGAGCAAGCUAGCAAAGUUUAGUUAUAGAGCACCUUUUUACAGACACAGUUACUCCCAGUCAAAGACAUAACAUGUAAUAGUCAGUAAAUAAGUCUCUAGAGUCUAAAACUAAAUGCUUGAACAGCAAGAUAAUUAAGAUUUAGUUAGACUGGUUGUAAUCUUAACGUUAGAUCUGUGGAAACUUUGGUAACAACUUUAUUUAUACAGCUUCAUUCUUCACAGAACAAAAGUAACAAACAUAUUUCAAUCCAAACCAUCUUUUUCCUAAACUUAACAAGUUGUUUUGGCGUCUGAACUUAACUUUAUUUUAUACUUUGGCAAAAACAUAGUUUAAUUACUUUUCUAAUUUGAGUUUUUGGGCUAUUUUACUUUCUUUAAGACUAUCUGGAAAAGAAACAUCCAAAAUACAUACAUAGGUGUUUAUAUUACUUCACUGUGUUUAUUUGUGUCUUUAGUUUAACAUUACAUAAAGUCUCACCUGCGUAUUACAACAUAAACAUUCAGAAAACUUAAGUAAUCUAGAAUACGAACCUGUUCGGCACAAACACAGAUUAAUAGUAUUACUGUUUAAUCAGUCACUUAAUCAACAGAUUAAACACAUAUUUUGAUAAUUGAGUACAAGUACGCCAGAAGUUCAGGGUUCAGCUGGGUUAAAUAAUAAACAUUUGUGAGUAAACUGUGAAACCUGGCAACAAACCACACACACACACACACACACACACACACACACACACACACAUUAAGAGAUGGACAUGUAGAGUUUAUUGACAUGCUUUUAUUUUGAAAAGGCAAACAUAUUUGACUGGUAUUGUUGUUAAAGCUAAGCUAAUAUAGCUUUUCUCACUUAGAUUUUUGGUCCACACGAAGCCCUGAAAAGAGUAACUUAGCCAUUAAAUUAAAAAGCGCCAAAAACAUUUUCCUGAAAAGCCACAAAAACAUCGGAAAAAAACUAGGCGGGCCAAAAGCGUGCGGUCCUUGAGUUAGACACACGUGAUUUAGACGUCUUUAGUUUAACGCCGUGCAGCAGAGGUAACGCGCCGUUAGACGCUCGCCGUAGUCCUGGAAACUAAAAGUAUUCAUUACAUUUACAAUUGUGCCAUAAACACGCCAGAUCAAUGUUUCGCUGUUGAAAGGUCAGUUUUUAUAUUUUAUCUUUUUGUAUUCAGUUAAAGAUUUAGUUUUUUUUCUACUGUAAACGUGGGGAUCAAUGAUGCAUAUCACAGCUUCGAACUUUACCUAGCAACAAGUGACGGGAUCAAAAUCCGAUUGGGUGAAAACCCCUGACUCCUGAAAGCUCUUAUCCAAUCAGACACCCAGACAUAUCUGUGUUCUCUAAGUAAAAAUCUGUUUUAAAGAUGCACUGGAUCAUCGCCAUCGUCACCUUCAUCCCCACCUUUUUGCCAAAUGUAGUUUUUGUUGUGAAAAUGGGCAUUUUUAUCCUGUUUUUUUUUGGUUUGUUUUUAUACUUUUGCCAUGACUAUUCCGUUGUGUUGAUGUAAAAAAAUGAGGAAGAAGUUGGAAAGAAAAAGUAAAAGAGAGAGAGAAAAAGACCAACUCAAGGCAGCUACGUACGAGUGACUACUGUAAAAUGACUAACUAAUAAAGAAGCAAUGGUUCCUUUUUA